ACGCUUUGGCGCCCCGUCGCACCUACAACCGUCGCUCGUUCCGCCUACCCGGCAGUUUCGAGUCCGCCGGCCGCCGACGCCUUUGCCAUCUCCGGCCCAAAACUCCAUCAUGCCGACAGUCCAUGUUUCUGGUCCGCAGUUCUCCGACUCCGAACCCGAGCCAUGCGGUGCCCACCGGCGCAACCGCCGAGGGCGCCACCGGUCUUCUGGCUAUGCCCACUGCGUUAGAGCUUCCGCGCCCGCUGCUACCGCGAAGAGAGAAUGCGCUGCUGAGUUGACCAAUGCUACUGGACGACAACACACCCGAUCUUGCCGUCCCCGGUCUCCGGCGGUGGCUGCAUUCGUCUGGCCGAUGCUGGUGCUGACCGCGUUGCUGCGGCCCGUUGCAGCUGCUGCCGUGUCCUUCGAAAACUGCCUGUCUGAGUCCUACAUCAACAACGACCCGACGCCGCUGCAAUGGGUGCCCCAGUGGGUUGAUGCCGUGUUUGACGCGACAGAUCCCAAGCACACGCUCCGUGUGACCAUGUGGGGGAAUGUGACGGGCUCUUUCACCAACGUUACGCUGCCGCCGGCGGGGAGUCCGGACUGGAAGGACCCAAGCAAGACCGACGGGAAGAUCAUGGAUGAACCAGAGCCAAACGUGCCCAACCCGAAGCUUACGACGCUCUAUAGCAAGAUUGAGGUGCUCAACUACCAGCCUUGGAGCCAGAAUACAAACUUUUGCAACACAUCGCUCGUGAAUGGCUCGUGCCCCCUUGCGCCAGUCUUCGUGGAGGCCAACUCAAGCCUGCUUCCGUACAUACUGCCGUCCGUGUCCAUGAGCCAUGACUUCUAUUCCUCCUACGCCUUUACGUCAUUCACGGCCACCUUCAUCAUCAUUUACGGGGACACCAGAGGCACCAACAUAGGCUGCGUCUCAACCUCGGUGACGCCAGAUUUGGGUGACCUAGCUUGGACGCUGAGAUAUCUGCCGCUGCUCGUGCUGAUUUUCGUGGGCGCCGCCACUGUCUUCGCCGCCAUUUACAGCCCGUGGGGCGCCGCUGACAUCUUCCAUUGGAGCUCCAACUAUGGCCGGGAUCCUGACCUUCUUCGCCUCGUCACCCCCGGCUUUGGAGACUGUCUGCAGUACAUACAAUUUGUCGUUCUCACCGGCGGUCUAACGCUCAGCUACCCGGGAUUCUAUCAGCCCAUCGUCAGCCAGGGGUCAUGGGCAACCCUCAUGUUCAACCAGAGCUUCGUGAGCGACGAACCGGGAUGGAUCAGCGUGCGCGAUGGCAUCUACGUGACCGACGGUCCUUACGGUCUACAAACACUCGCCCAGCUGGCCGGGAUGGGCAACGUCGACGACAUCUGGGCCGGCAUGAUGGUCUGGCUUCUGGCCAUCAUCGCUGGCAUGAUUGUGCUCGUUCAGGCCGGGUUCCUGGCCCAAUGGCUGUACCGCUUUGUGAAGAAGAUACCAGAGGAAGACCUCCGGUCCAAGAACUUCCCCUUCACGAUUGGAAAUGUCAUCAGGAUAGUUUUCAACUAUUUCCUGCUCCCGAUCGUAGCCCUGUCGACCUUCCAGCUGGUUGUGGCCAGCGGCUCACCGGCCUACACGGUCGUAUUGGCGGUUCUCACGUUGGUCAUCAUCAUCGUUUUCGCCGGUUGGCUGCUUUACCUCAUCGCGACUACGAAGCCGAGGGCGUUUCUGUUCGACGAUCUGCCAACACUCCUCUACUAUGGCCCGCUUUACAAUACCUACUCUGACGAGGCUGCCGCGUUCACGCUAAUUCCGGUGCUCCUCACUUUUGUUCGCGGGAUCGCCAUUGGCGCCGUCCAGCCUGCUGGGAUAGCCCAGGUUGUCCUGCUCGCUAUCUGUGAGGUGAUACAGAUCCUGACGCUUCAUGCCUUUCGGCCAUUCCACUCUCCCACCUCCAUGAACGCCUACCACACGCUCUUUUCAGGCAUCCGCCUCGUCACGGUCCUCCUAAUGGUGGCCUUCAUCCCAUCCCUGGGAGUGACGGACGGCCCUAAAGGCUGGAUCGGCUAUGCCAUCCUUGUCACACACGCCGCUGUGCUCGUCCUUGGCUUCCUCCUCAAUGCCGUGCAGACGUUUGUUGAGGUCGUUGCCCGUAUGCUCGGCGCUGGCGGGGACGAUGUCCGAGGGCAGUCCAGGGGUGGUCUGUCCAAGAUCUUUGGGAUGCGGCAGUUGUCGCGACGCAUGUCGCGGCGGGAGAACGGGCCGUCCAGGCACAGCCAGCUGUCUACCUCGGCAAUGCUGGAUGCUGAUGAGGUCUCUAGAACUGGGUACAUCAUGCCGGGCGGCCGUCUUCGGAGCGAAUCAGGUGGGAGCAUUGGGAUGCUCAUGCACCGCCGCCAGAGGAGCUCGUCUGUUCUAGACAGCUUGAGCCUUGACAUGCCACCGCGCAACCUCGACAGCGGUGCGAGCUCCUUCACACCAACCACCCCCGGCGACGCCAGCACGCUCUCCUACCUGCCCUCUCCCAAACAAGCCAUGCGCCACCCGGGCGGCUUUGGUUUGCAGACGCCAGAUCCUUACUAUCGCCCGCCGAGACAGCGCCGGUCAACCAUGGAUACCUCAUCAUCACCCACCUCUAGGACGGCUGGGCCAUGGCGGACCGGAGAGGGCACGCAAAAGCGCCACAGCAUGGCCGGAACCGGUACCGUCGGCGACCCUGCGGAUCUUGGCACCCAGAUAUCGAGGGACGGCACGCCCGCUCCCUAUGUCGUUGUUCCUUUCGCCCCACAAGCCGACUACUCAACCCGCGAGGUUGAUUUCUACUACAGAGUUCGAGGCGAGAGGCUAAAGUCGGGUGCACCCAACCGUAAGCUUGGAACUGGACCUGCCGACCCAACGUCGCCUAUGGCCUCCGCCGCUGGCUGGUUCCGGAGCAUGUUCGGUAAGAAAGGGAAGGACAAGGGGAAAGGGUUCGAGGUUGUCAGAAGUUCGCGGAUGCCGCCUGCAAUGCGCACUAGGGGCGUUGAUUUCGAGGACGAAGCUCCUCCUCAAGGAAUACCGGUGGCGAUGGGUGUGCUGCGUAACGGGCCUAUUGAGUCGGACGACGAGGAUGAGGAACGGCAGAAGAAGCAGAAGAAGAAGGGCACCCGUCCAGCCAACGUGACAUCGCCAGAGCGGGAGCCCCUCAACAGUAAGAGGAGCUCCAUCGACGAUGAUAUGGACGAAGUCGGCGCCACAAACACGCCGCAAGUCGGGACGCUAUUGGCGGACGUAAGCUCCGAAAAAGAAGCUAAAGAUACGAUACAAGAAGCCUCACAGUCUGGCUUGGACAGCGACCUGCCAGUUCCGGAGGUCCCACGGAAGAGUUCCAAACGAAUUUCCUGGAAUGGCUCCCAAAAUCGCGAUUCACCACCACAGCAACCGCAGCAAUCGCAGCAACCGCAGUCGGGCCGCCCAUCGACCCUUGCACCCUCUUUGGCCAGAUUGCCAUUUGAGCGCACUCCGUCACAGGAACGGCUAUCGAACUCGUCAGCAGGGCUCACAGACGACUUCAUCCAGGUCGAUCUACAAGACGGCCAUGGUGACAGCGAGCCCGGCUAUGGGUUUGUCAACCAAGGUAACAUCAACAGAGUUGAUCGUGACGUGGACCUACUCGGCAGUUCUGCUGAGGUGGUUAACGAGAGACGUUAAGACGGCUCGAUACCUCAUUCGACUAUCACCGUCGAUCACCCCCCGAUCGCAUGAUCCCCUAUACCGAUUCCAACGCCCACUUUCAGGCGGUACGGUAUGGGUGGAUGAUCCGCUCUAUUUUCUUUUCCGUUCACUCUUGUCUAGCUCCUACGCUUAAUGGGAA
This is a messenger RNA of Chaetomium strumarium, 3812 nucleotides long. RefSeq lists its product as uncharacterized. The transcript is spliced from 2 exons. NCBI's taxonomy places the organism in Eukaryota, Fungi, Ascomycota, Sordariomycetes, Sordariales, Chaetomiaceae. Bases 110 to 3649 code for a protein of 1179 amino acids. Gene Ontology annotation, biological process: transmembrane transport. Gene Ontology annotation, cellular component: membrane. The record is from RefSeq and is a predicted model, not a curated record.